AUGAAGUGUUUCUUCUUCAAAGAGAAAUCCAAAUCUGCUCCUGAAUUGCAGAACCAAGGCAAAAAGAAGAAGAACCCGGCGUCGAAUCGCGCAGCAAACUCUACCGGUUCCGUGUCUUCGUCAAAGAGUGUGAAGGAUUUGUACAAAGAGAAAGAGCAUAGUUUUAGAGUUUUUACUCUUCAAGAACUUAGAGAAGCUACCAAUGGUUUUAACAGGAUGUUCAAGAUUGGAGAAGGGGGUUUUGGAAGUGUUUAUAAAGGAUCGAUUUUGCCUCCCAAUGGACAAGGUGAUCCAGUUCAAGUUGCCAUCAAAAGGCUUAACACGCGUGGAUUUCAGGGUCAUAAAGAAUGGCUUGCAGAAGUUCAGUUUCUCAGCAUUGUUAAUCACCCAAAUUUGGUUAAGCUUUUGGGAUAUUGCUCUGUAGAUGGAGAAAGAGGAAUCCAACGGCUGUUGGUGUACGAGUACAUGCCAAACAGGAGUUUGGAGAACCAUCUUUUCAGUAAAACUUUACCGGUUCUUCCAUGGAAAACAAGAUUGGAGAUCAUGCUGGGUGCUGCUCAAGGAUUGGCUUAUCUACAUGAAGGAUUGGAGAUACAGGUGAUCUACCGAGAUUUCAAAUCUUCAAAUGUUCUAUUGGACGAGGAUUUCGACCCAAAGCUCUCAGAUUUUGGUCUUGCAAGGGAAGGGCCACAAGGGGAUCAAACUCAUGUAUCUACUGCGGUAGUAGGGACACAAGGAUAUGCUGCGCCAGAGUAUAUCGAAACAGGUCAUCUCAAAGUCCAGAGUGACAUGUGGAGUUUCGGAGUAGUACUCUACGAGAUCCUCACAGGAAGAAGAUCAUUGGAAAGGAACCGUCCCACAGCUGAACAAAAGCUAUUAGACUGGGUAAAACAGUAUCCUGCUGACAGUAACAGAUUCAACAUGAUAAUGGACCCACGUCUUAGGAACCAAUAUCCAAACGUUGCAGCACGUAAAAUAGCGAAGUUGGCCGAUAGUUGCUUGAAGAAGAAUCCAGAAGACAGACCUUCUAUGAGUCAGAUAGUGGAAGGGUUGAAAGAAGCAUUGCAGUAUUCAGAAAUUUCAAAUACUCCUCAUGAUAAUGCCGAAUCUUCUCGGUCAAAAUUGGUUCGGAAAGGUCAAUAG
This is a messenger RNA of Vicia faba (fava bean), 1143 nucleotides long. Lineage: Eukaryota; Viridiplantae; Streptophyta; Magnoliopsida; Fabales; Fabaceae. The record is from the annotation of a GenBank genome assembly.